Molecule: messenger RNA, 769 nt
Organism: Eptesicus fuscus (big brown bat)
Lineage: Eukaryota; Metazoa; Chordata; Mammalia; Chiroptera; Vespertilionidae
Product: disintegrin and metalloproteinase domain-containing protein 20-like
Exons: 2
Coding region: 98-694 (198 amino acids)
Biological process (GO): male gonad development
Cellular component (GO): sperm head plasma membrane; plasma membrane; external side of plasma membrane
Source: RefSeq, a predicted model, not a curated record
CUUGGCAGGAAGUGGCCACUGCAGAUGGUGGGGACCAGGUUUCACUGAGGACCCUCCCUCUCUCCGUUCCCAUCCACGGUUCUCCCCCACCAAGGGCAUGAGGCUGGCAGAGGGCCCGGUCACCCUCAGGACGCCCCUCUUGCUGCUUGGGCUCUGGGUGGUGCUGGCUCCCGCCCAGUGUUCUCAAGGUCGUCCCUCCUGGCGCUACAUCUCCUCGGAGGUGGUGAUUCCCAGGAAGGAGCUGCACCAUGGCAAAGCCGUGCUGGCAGCAGGCUGGCUCUCCUACAGCCUGAGGUUCGGGGGCCAGAGACACGUCCUCCACAUGCGGCGAAAGAGACUCUUUUGGCCUGGACAGCUGGUGGUGAUGACGCAGGAUGACCAGGGGGCCUUGCAGGUGGACUACCCCUAUUUCCCUCUCGACUGUUACUACCUGGGCUACCUGGAGGACAUCCCUCUCUCCAUGGUCACCGUGGACACGUGCUAUGGGGGCCUGGAAGGCAUCAUGAAGGUGGAUGACCUGGCCUAUGAAAUCAAACCCCUCAAGGAUUCCCAGAGGUUUGAGCACAUCGUUUCUCAGAUCGUAGCCGACACUAACGCCACAGGACCCAUGUCCACGCCUGGACACAAGGCUGAGAGGUACCCACCUCUCUCUGACUCGAACCCCAGUGCAGCCUCCAGGACAUGGGCCCCAUGAACUUAAUCAUCGACCAUACCUAUACGCGAUAUGCAGUAAAACAAAUCUCAUCUUUCUGGGCCACCUAUCCAGACA